GAGAGAAAGAUAUUUGUUCGUUUUCCGUAAAACCCACCCCAAAACCCUACUUCUCCUUCUUACUGUGAUUUCUAUUAUCCUUUUUCUUCUUCUUCUUACACUGUCUGUCUCACAUCCAACUGAUUCUACCGAAACCUUCAUUCAUGAUGAGAGAUACAUAACAUACAUAACACUGAGCGGCGAGAUGAGAGGAAAGGGAACGAUUGUGCCACCGAGUUAUUCUAGCGGUGGAAAAGUUCUUCCAAGAGAGAAAUUUGAUGCUACUUCAUCUUCUUCAAGAUAUGAUGAUAUGGAAGUUCAUGGAAACGGUAAGAGAAAUCAAAAACGGAAAUGUCUUGAAGAGUUGUAUACAACAAGUCGCAUUGUAAAUGAUGGUCCUGCUUUGGGGCGCGAGUUCGAUUCUCUUCCUUCAGGAUCCAAAAAUUACACUGCUGCGUGUCAACAGGACCAAGAGCCCGUCAAAAGGAGAAAGGCUUCCAAGAAUGCAAUUCAAAAUCGUCCUAAUUGUAAUACGAAAGAACCUGUGAAGAAACAUGGUAUGGGCAAAGGUCUGAUGGCAGUUUGGAGGGCAACAAAUCCUGAUGCCAGAAACACUCCAGUUGGUUUUGGGUUUGCUGACCGAGAAGUUCAUCUAACCUCUAAUUCUAAAACACCAAUGUCGACCAACAGGCCACGGAAAGCAGUAACCACAAAUGCAAAACCAAGAAAUAAGAUUCCAAAUAGGAAAACUACAUUACAGGAGAAGAGGAAACAGUUCGUGCAAAAUAGAGUGGGUGAAUCAAACCAAUAUGUGACUCAAAACCAGCCUCCCAUAGAAAAAUGUGAACUUGCUUUAGAUAACUCAAUAUCCGAGGAGGGCUUUGAUCAAAUUUCAAUGUUAAUCGAUGAUGAAGAGUUAGAGCUGAGAGAGUUACAAGAAGGAACUAAUCUGUUUAUUUGUUCAGAUCAACUAUCUGCCAGUGGAAUGCUUGGUGGCUCACUUUGUCCAGAUGUGCUAGUCAAGUUCCCCCCAGGUGCUAUCAAGAUGAAGAAACCUAUACAUUUGCAACCUUGGGACUCCUCCCCAGAAUUGGUGAAGAAAUUAUUUAAGGUGUUCCACUUCAUUUAUACAUACGCUGUAGUUGUUGAUGUUUGUCCCUUCACUCUCGAUGAGUUUGUUCAGGCAUUUCAUGAUAAGGAUUCAAUGUUACUUGGAAAGAUUCAUGUGGCCCUUCUCACACUGCUUCUAUCUGACAUCGAAGUUGAGCUUUCUAAUGGGUUUUGUCCUCAGUUAAAUAAGUCAUGCAACUUUCUUGCGCUACUUCACUCCGUUGAAAAUCAAGAAUAUUCCCUUGACGUUUGGAGAAGAUCUCUAAACCCUCUUACUUGGAUUGAAAUACUCCGUCAAGUGCUGGUAGCUGCUGGAUUCGGUUCCAAGCAAGGUUCCUUACGAAGAGAUGGCCUUGGCAAGGAAUUGGAUAUUCUUGUAAACUAUGGCCUAUGCCCUGGCACCUUGAAGUGUGAGUUGUUUAAAAUCUUGUCAGAACGAGGUAACAAUGGGUGCAAAGUUUCUGAGCUGGCAAAGUCAAUGCAGAUUGCAGAAUUAAACCUUGCCAGCACAACAGACGAACUAGAGUCUUCAAUAUAUUCCACACUUUCAAGUGAUAUUACUUUAUUUGAAAAGAUUUCAUCGUCUGCAUAUCGAUUGCGUAUGAGCACUGUUUCAAAGGACAAUGAUGAUUAUGAGUCAGAUACAGAGGACUCUGGAAGUGUUGAUGAUGAGCUUAACAAUGAUACAUGUAGCAGUGGAGAUGAUUUUGAAAGCGGUUCAAUAAACUCUAAUAUAAGAAAAUUUAAGCGUGAUAACAAUCGUAAAGUUAAACAUAAUAGGCUGAAAGUUUACACUGAAAUUGAUGAGAGCCGUACAGGAGAAGUGUGGUUGUUAGGACUGAUGGAUAGUGAAUACUCAGAUUUGAAAAUUGAAGAAAAAUUGAAUGCGUUGGCAGCGUUGACCGGUCUUGUUUCAUCCGGAGCCAGCAUCAGGUUGAAGGAUCCUGUAAAAGUUACAGCUGAUUGUAGUUCUAGUAUCCCAUUACGUGGUUCUGGAGCAAAAAUUAAGAGAUCAGUGGUAAAGAAGCCCGGUUCGUUUUUUAACCCAAUUGAACAAAUGCAAUGUAUUAAGGAGGUUCACAUGAAUUCUCACCCCGGUCCAGUAGAUUCCUCAUUGUUAGUCUCAAAAUUCCAUACGCUGGAGGCAACCUUUAAGAAAAGAAAAGGUUCAGAUGAUUCACACCCCAUACAAUCAGUGUUUUUGGGAUCUGAUCGUCGGUACAAUAGAUACUGGCUCUUCUUAGGCCCUUGUAAUGUAGGUGAUCCUGGCCACAGGAGGGUAUACUUUGAAUCCUCUGAAGAUGGCCACUGGGAGGUGAUUGAUACAGAAGAGGCAUUGUGUGCAUUGUUGUCAGUUCUGGAUGAUAGAGGGAAACGUGAGGCUCUUCUUAUUGAAUCUUUGGAGAGACGGCAAACAUCUCUAUGCAGAUAUAUGUCCAGGAUUAAGGUUAACGAUAUUGGAAUGAGGUGUAUGUCACAUUCUGAUCAGUCUGAGCUGGAUAGGGUUACAGAAGAUAGCUGUUCUCCAGUAUCUGAUGUAGAGAACCUGAAUCUGGCUGAGUCUGCUAGAGACUCUAUGCCGUCAUCUGGGGCAGUGGUAAUUGAAGCUGGGAAGAAAGCAGAGGAACAACUGGAAAAAUGGAUCCGUGUUCAAAAUUACGAUUCAUGGAUUUGGAAUUCAUUUUAUUUAGAUCUCAAUGUUGUAAAAUAUGGCAGAAGGUCUUAUCUUGACUCUCUCGCCAAGUGUAGGAGUUGCCAUGAUCUAUACUGGAGAGAUGAGAGACACUGUAAACUUUGCCAUAUGACAUUUGAACUUGAUUUUGACCUAGAAGAAAAAUAUGCAAUCCACAUAGCCAUGUGCAGGGAGAAAGAAGAUAGCAAUACAUUUCCGAAUCAUAAAGUCUUGUCAUCCCAGAUUCAAUCAUUGAAAGCUGCAAUUUAUGCAAUUGAGUCUGUUAUGCCUGAAGAUGCCCUUGUUGGCGCGUGGAGGAAGUCUGCCCAUAAUCUAUGGAUCAAAAGGCUUAGACGCACCUCGACUUUAGUGGAGCUUUUGCAGGUUCUUGCUGAUUUUGUUGGUGCCAUCAACGAGGGCUGGUUAUUUCAGUGCAAAUUUCCAGAUGGCGUGGUUGAAGAAACAAUUGCAUCUUUUGCAUCAAUGCCCCAUACUUCAUCUGCCCUUGCUCUGUGGUUGGUGAAGUUAGAUGCCAUAAUUGAUCCUUAUCUCGACAGAGUCCAAACUCAGAAGAAACAGGGAAAUGGUAAGCAUGGUUCUGGCUGACAGGCUUACUUUUAUACAAGUAUAAAUACAUUCAUGUUAUUGGAAUUGAAGUGUGAAGGCACCACCUGUUCCGCUCGAUGACGCUCCAACUGUUUAAUCUUACUUGAUCAGAGAUGUGUUUUGGCUUCAAUUGGUUCUUUGUAUUUUCAAUGACAACAAUUUGAUAAAGGAAAAACUGUGCACGUCAAAUCACAGUAAUUUUUUUCCAACUUUGGUUUCUCUUUCUUCCAUGUAUAUAGGCAAUCCGGUUGAUACGAUGUAUAGUUUUAGGUUAGAACAAUAUUGGGUAAGUUGAGUUUUUGCUGCGUAACCCCCACUUUGUUUGUACACAAGGCCACCCCGCGGUUCUUUAUGGUUGUUUGUGCUUUGUGGUCUUCUCUUUUGAGAAAUCAAUUUUGCCUGCAUAUCUUGCAGAAUAAUGUAGACUGAUUAAAUAAUAAUUUGUAUUACGAGUAUUAUUAGCAUUGUUUCUAAAAGAUCAUAAAUUGAGCAAGUUUUUGUCCCCUUCGAUUGUUGGAAUGUGAUUUUUUUUAAUAAUGUUUCAAUCACCCUAAAAACCGAAAUAUAUAUAUAAAAUAGGAAAGGUAGUAAAUGUAAUAAAAAAACAAGACAAAUAGCAAGGUUAUCAAA
This is a messenger RNA of Trifolium pratense (red clover), 3997 nucleotides long. RefSeq names its product homeobox-DDT domain protein RLT3. Gene Ontology annotation, biological process: regulation of transcription by RNA polymerase II. Gene Ontology annotation, cellular component: transcription regulator complex; nucleus. The transcript has 17 exons. The coding region runs from base 185 to 3367 and encodes 1060 amino acids. NCBI's taxonomy places the organism in Eukaryota, Viridiplantae, Streptophyta, Magnoliopsida, Fabales, Fabaceae. The record is from RefSeq and is a predicted model, not a curated record. Gene Ontology annotation, molecular function: RNA polymerase II cis-regulatory region sequence-specific DNA binding; DNA-binding transcription factor activity, RNA polymerase II-specific.